This is a messenger RNA of Metschnikowia bicuspidata var. bicuspidata NRRL YB-4993, 1968 nucleotides long. RefSeq names its product ATP-dependent DNA/RNA helicase. The transcript has a single exon. The coding region runs from base 12 to 1790 and encodes 592 amino acids. NCBI's taxonomy places the organism in Eukaryota, Fungi, Ascomycota, Pichiomycetes, Serinales, Metschnikowiaceae. The record is from RefSeq and is a predicted model, not a curated record. Gene Ontology annotation, molecular function: RNA helicase activity; nucleic acid binding; ATP binding. Gene Ontology annotation, cellular component: nucleolus.
GAUAAUCAAGCAUGGAAAAGUCAGCUGCAGCAGCAUACGUCGAUGACACAUCUCUGUGGGAUUCUUUCGGGCUUGACGCUCGAAUCUUGCAAGCCAUCGAUCACUUGGGCUUCAAAAAUCCUACAUUAAUUCAAUCCAGUGCAUUGCCUCUCGCUUUGGAAGAAAAACGAGAUAUCAUUGCUAAGUCGAGUACUGGUUCAGGGAAAACGGCAGCAUAUUGUAUCCCAAUCUUGCAAAAUAUAUUGACGACCGAAGAAGAAGGUAAGUGUGUCAAAAGCAUUAUCUUAGUUCCAACCAAGGAGCUUUCAAAUCAAGUUACGCAAUUCAUCGAAAAACUCUUGGUAUACUGCAAUCACAAAGUCACAUCAGUUAAUUUGUCGUCAAAUGUGUCAGAGUCUGUCCUUAACACAUUGUUGAUGGCCGAGCCUGACAUCGUCGUCUCCACACCUUCGAAAUUAAUUCAAAUAUUGCAGCUGAAUGUCAACACCAACAUGAUCAAAUUGAGUAAAGUGAAAAGUUUAGUCAUAGAUGAGGUUGAUUUAGUUUUGUCUUACGGGUACAUGGAGGACUUGCAGCAACUUGAGACAUUUUUGCCUGUGAAGACAAAUUUGCAGACAUACUUGAUGUCUGCCACCAUUAACGAGGACUUGGAAGAGUUGAAGAGACGAUUCUGUUCCAGACCAGCUGUCUUGAAAUUGAAUGAGGAAAAUUUAUCAAGAUCUAACUUGGUUCAAUACUAUGCUCGCACAACUGAAUUCGAUAAAUUUUUGCUAGCCUACGUUAUUUUCAAAUUGCGUUUAAUUAAGGGAAAGUCUUUGAUUUUUGUCAACACAAUUGACCGUGGUUACAGAUUAAAGUUGUUUUUGGAACAAUUUGGCGUUCGCUGUUGUAUUUUGAACAGUGAGCUACCAGUGAAUUCCAGAAUACACAUUGUUGAUGAAUACAACAAAAAUGUAUACAACUUGUUGAUUGCUACGGAUGAGACAAAUGAUUUUACCGUUGAAAAAGAUGAAGAGGAGGCUGAAAAUGGAAAAAUAAAUGAGCCACCACAAACUGUCGAAGACUCGGAAACGAAAGAGGAGGGUUGUCACCAAACCCCGAAGCAGGAAUCGAAGAAAAGCAAGAAGAAAUCAAAGGCUGUUAAAGAUAGCGAAUAUGGAGUGUCUAGAGGAGUAGACUUCCGUAAUGUCGCAUGUGUACUCAAUUUCGAUAUGCCUACAACCUCGCGUGCUUAUGUGCAUCGGAUUGGGAGAACUGCAAGAGCGGGUAAAGCUGGAAUGGCUUUGUCUUUCAUUGUUCCUGAAAAGGAGGUAGGUAAGCAUAGAGUUGCUGGUGUUGGAACAUCAAAGAAAGAUGAGAAAGUUUUGAAAAGAGUUGAAAAACAGCAGCUGAAAAACGGAUUUGAGAUAAAGCCCUACCAAUUUGACAUGAAACAGGUGGAAGGUUUCCGUUACAGAGCUGAAGAUGCAUUCAAAGCUGUUACGUCUGUCAUUAUCAGAGAGGCUAGAGUGCUGGAAUUGAAAAAGGAGUUGAUUAACAGUGACAAGUUGAAGAGAUUCUUCGAAGAAAACCCUCAGGAUUUGGCAUCUUUGAGACAUGACAAAGAAUACUAUCCAUCUCGUGUCCAGUCGCAGUUGAAAAGGGUUCCAGAAUAUUUGCUUCCAGCAAGUGCGAGAAGCGGAGACAAAAAGAACUUAGGUUUCGUUCCUUUCAAAAAGAAUAAGGUGUACAAAAAGAAGAAGAAGGCAGGAAAGAAGGCUGACCCUCUCAAGGCAGCAUAUAAGGCAUAAUGCCUUCGAUGAACCCAUAUAUUUGCAGGCUCAAUUAUUAUUGAAUUACAUGUAUAUUCAGUAGGAUUACGUGGUUUGCGUUAUCGUGUUAUGUAACAAGCUAAUUCAAUCUGCUGAGAAUGAGAUUCCACACGAAACUCGCAAGGCAAUUAAGGAAAAACAUCAAUUGCGGUGGUAC